Cucurbita pepo subsp. pepo (vegetable marrow) is the source of this 1236-nucleotide messenger RNA. Its product is annotated as S-adenosyl-L-methionine-dependent methyltransferases superfamily protein. Gene Ontology annotation, molecular function: S-adenosylmethionine-dependent methyltransferase activity. Lineage: Eukaryota; Viridiplantae; Streptophyta; Magnoliopsida; Cucurbitales; Cucurbitaceae. The record is from RefSeq and is a predicted model, not a curated record.
ACCACGCAACACACAAAGAAAUGGCUAAGCUGUUCAUAAAACAAGCCGAGCAAUAUGCAGCCGGAAGACCCACUUACCCAGCUAAGCUCUUCGAAUACAUCGCUUCCAAGACGCCCGCCCAUGACCUCGUUUGGGACGUCGGCACCGGCACCGGCCAAGCUGCUCACUCCCUUGCUGCACACUAUACCACGGUUAUUGCCACAGACACAAGCCCAAAACAACUCGACUUCACAACCAAACAUCCCAAUAUUCACUACCGCCACACCCCGCCAACAAUGUCCAUCACUGAAGUCGAGCAGACAGUGGCACCACAAGGGUCGGUUGAUUUAGUCACCAUUGCACAAGCCCUCCAUUGGUUCGACCUUCCAUCGUUCUACAAAAACGUCCGAUGGGUCUUGAAGAAGCCUCACGGCAUCAUCGCUGCAUGGUGCUACACAUUACCCGAAGUCAAUAGUGCUAUCGAUGCAGUCCUCCGUCGCAUCUACACUACAAAUUUUGGACCAUAUUGGGAGGCACCACGUCGAUUUAUAGACGAAGAGUAUAAAACGAUCGAAUUUCCUUUCGAGUCGAUAGACGAAGAGGGGACGAUAACCUCGUUUGCAGCCGAGAAGGAGAUGAAGUUUGAGGACUACUUGACAUACUUGAGGUCUUGGUCUUCAUAUCAGACGGCUAAAGGUUUGGGAGUGGAGCUCUUGAGCAAUGAAGUGAUUGAAGAGCUUGAGAAGGGUUGGAAAGAAGAUGGGGAUAUGGAAAAUGAUAUCAAAGUGGCUAAGUUUCCUAUCCACUUGAAGAUAGGGAGAGUGGGGAAUAAUAAUUAAAAGAGUGGAAAAUGAUAUAUAUAAUGUAAAAAUUUACAUUUUUAAAAAUAAUUUUAAAGUAUAAAAGUGGAAAUGAAACUUUUUAAAAUCGAGUAUAAUAGAAAUGGAAGGAAUUUGAAAAAAACAAUCGGGUAUUUUUCUCGAUUGGUUUUAAUAAACAGUGCGAGUGUUUCCCACAAAUAGUUGUGUUCGACAAUUUGGUAUCAGAGUAAGGUUGGUGUGGGUUGUUUAAUCUUUUGGAAUUCUUAGUAUGUUCUGUGGUUGCAGCUCUGUCUGAUCUUCCACGUGAGAACUAUUUCUUGAGAGUAUUAGUGAGUGAGUUUCUUUGUUUCAUGAGUAGUUCCUGAUUCUCCAAGUUUUGUGUCAAAAAGGCUUGUUUGGUAUUACUGAGUGAUUGUCAAUACGAUGGGUGAUUUUC